UUGGGACUCAAGUGUCACGUAAUUGUAUCAGAAUUUUCCAGACUUCUACUAUUUAUGUCUUCCUCAGAGUCGCACAGACAAUCGUUGUAAUCCGAAGAAGAUCGAUAAAAAAGAUAAGAAGAAAAGAAAUCAGUGAUAGAAGAAGAAGAAAAACAGAGUGGGAAUUGAAAAUGUCGUGGCAAACAUAUGUGGACGAUCACCUGAUGUGCGACAUCGACGGUAACCACCUUACCGCCGCUGCAAUCCUCGGCCUCGACGGCACCGUCUGGGCUCAGAGUGCUUCGUUCCCUAAGUUCAAGCCCGAAGAGAUCACUGGCAUCAACAAAGAUUUUGAUGAACCUGGCUUUCUUGCUCCUACUGGUCUACACCUUGGCGGCACAAAGUACAUGGUAAUCCAAGGAGAGCCUGGCGCUGUGAUUCGUGGAAAGAAGGGCUCUGGUGGUGUCACUAUAAAAAAAACUGGUCAAGCUCUGAUCUUUGGUAUCUAUGAUGAGCCGAUGACUCCAGGACAGUGUAACAUGAUUGUUGAGAGGAUGGGAGAUUAUCUCGUUGAUCAGGGCAUGUAGAUCUUUUCUCCAAGUCACAAUUUCCUUUUAUAUUAAACCUGGGUUCUGGGCUUGCAUUUUUUUCCUUCUACGGCUAUGAACUUAUGGGGGGAGUUGUUGCAAAAAAUAACUCUGGCAACAGCAACAGUUGGUUUUAUGGCAUAUUAAUUGUGUAUUUAUCAUUUUUAUUGUUUUUUUUUUUGUUUUUUUGGUGCUGCAGUUGAGAUAUUUGAGUUUUGAUUGUCCAUGGAUUUUCAUCUAUAUAUGAUCAAAUUAUUGUGGUUGUUAUUA
This is a messenger RNA of Cornus florida, 836 nucleotides long. Its product is annotated as profilin-3. Gene Ontology annotation, cellular component: cell cortex. The record is from RefSeq and is a predicted model, not a curated record. Bases 171 to 566 code for a protein of 131 amino acids. Gene Ontology annotation, molecular function: actin monomer binding. NCBI's taxonomy places the organism in Eukaryota, Viridiplantae, Streptophyta, Magnoliopsida, Cornales, Cornaceae. The transcript has 3 exons.